This is a messenger RNA of Alternaria ventricosa, 789 nucleotides long. RefSeq lists its product as uncharacterized. Gene Ontology annotation, cellular component: nucleus. Gene Ontology annotation, molecular function: methyltransferase activity. Bases 1 to 789 code for a protein of 262 amino acids. The record is from RefSeq and is a predicted model, not a curated record. NCBI's taxonomy places the organism in Eukaryota, Fungi, Ascomycota, Dothideomycetes, Pleosporales, Pleosporaceae. The transcript is spliced from 2 exons.
AUGAGGAUGAACGAGUUGGGCCUGGUCCUCCGUCUUGACGAAGAUGAUCGUAGACCACCUUUUGUCGCGGGCAUGGAAGACGUCGAAAUCGAAGAGGUUGACCGAGCGCGCGAGUGUACGCUGACCAACAAACCUUAUCCGUUCCUCAGCUUCCGAUCCGAGGGCCGUGCUGCAUGGCCGAAUAGUAUGAGUAAGGACGACGUCAAGAAGCAAAUAUUCCACGGUGGCAGGCUCACUUGCCGUGUUGUCAACAUUCUCUACAUGAGCGGCACCAGAUCAAAGCCAUACGGCGGUAUUGUUCGUCAUCUAUAUACUCACGAGGCGGAUGCAACUGCGACUCCAGCUCCCACUCAGGGUCCUGGUCUUUCUCGUGAGACGUCGAUAACGAUAGAAGAUUCUAAAGAGCCUGGCUACGUUGUCGUGAGCGAGGAGCCUUCCGCGAAGAAGCGGCGUGCACGCGAUGAGUCUCCUGACUUCGAGAUCUUGGACCAUGAGCCAUCAAAACGAAAGAUUCGGCAUCCUUCGAAGCAGGGCCAUCUGGUAUUCGGCGACGUAUUCUGCGGAGCUGGAGGUGCAAGUCAAGGCGCGGCCCAAGCCGGGUACUAUGUUCAAUGGGGUCUCGACAAUGAUGAAGACGCGUUUGCUGCAUACCGCCUGAAUCAUCCUGGCGCGUACGCAUGGAAGAUGAAUGCGCAUGACUUUCCGCCAACCGGUAUUAGCAAGGAGAGCUGGAAGGUCGAUGUGCUUCACCUCUCGCCUCCUUGCUGUUACUGGAGCCCCGCACAGUAA